AUGGGUAAAUCGGAAAGCCAAAUGGAUAUAGUGGAGAAAUCAACCAAGCCAGGUAAGCGGCGAUGGAGCGUGGCAGAGAUCGGACUCUCCGUGCUUCUGCUGGUGGUGAGCUGCGCGCUGGCCGGACUCAUAGUGCUCUACACGUCGGCUCUGAGAGAGCGAUCCAGCAGAACUGAGACUCCGCGGAACGCUGGGACUGUUGAGGGGCCACUGUAUCGGCCCAGCAGCCAUGAUGUGUGCACUAACCCUGGGUGUGUCACCGCGGCUGCACGGCUCCUCCAGAAUAUGGACCCCACAGUCGAGCCGUGCCAGAACUUCUACCAAUACGCCUGCGGAGGCUGGCUGGACCGGCACGUGAUCCCAGAGACCAGCUCCAGGUACAGCGUCUUCGACAUCCUGAGAGACGAGAUGGAGAUCAUACUGAAAGGGGUUUUGGAGUCUGAGAAUGAGAAGGAUCGGGAGGCCUUCCACAAAGCCAAGACCCUGUACAAAUCCUGCAUGAAUGAGAGUCUUAUUGAGCAGCGUGACUCCCAGCCCCUGAUUGAGCUCAUUGACACCAUCGGAGGCUGGCCUGUGGCCUCAGACGACUGGAACGGCACCUCAGUCAGGGAGUGGAGCCUGGAGGACACCUUGGCCACCCUCAACUCCCGUUUCCAUAAGAAGGUGCUGGUGGACAUGUUUGUGUGGACAGAUGACCGUGACUCCAGCCACCACAUCAUCUAUAUUGACCAGCCAGGGCUGGGAAUGCCGUCCCGAGAUUAUUACUUCAAUGAUGGAAACUACAAAAAGGUGCGAGAGGCCUACCUGCAGUUCAUUGUUUCGAUUGCUUUGAUGGCCCGUGAAGACCGUAACCUGACGCGGGACGAGGAGCGUGUCUGGGAGGAAGUGGUGCAGGUGAUGCAGCUGGAGACAGAAAUCGCCAAUGCCACAUCUCCCGCCGAAGAGCGCCAGGACGUCACUCUGCUCUACAACAAGAUGACCCUGACUGAAGUGCAGGAGACCUUCAGCCUUAAUGUGAGUGGCUUCAACUGGACGCAGUUUGUUCAGGGCGUACUGUCAAGUGUAGCCAUAGAGGUCCAUUCCGAGGAGGAGGUGGUGGUGUAUGGCUCCCCCUACCUACACAGGCUGAACGACGUGCUUGCCAAAUACAACACCAGAACUUUGCAGAACUACCUGACCUGGCACCUGAUCAUCGACAGAGUCAGCAGUCUGAGUCGCCGCUUCAAGGACGCCAGGGCCCACUACAGGAAGGCACUGUACGGGACGACUGUGGAGGAGGCCCGCUGGCGGGACUGUGUCCGCUACGUCCAGAGCAGCAUGGAGAAUGCAGUGGGAGCGCUGUAUGUGAGGGAGACCUUCGCCGGGGAGAGCAAGCGUAUGGUGAGUGAUCUCAUCAGUAAGAUCCAGGAGGCCUAUGUGGAAACUCUGGAGGAGCUGAGCUGGAUGGAUGCUCAGUCAAAGGAGAAGGCUAGGGAGAAGGCCAUGGCCAUCAAAGAGCAGAUUGGUUAUCCAGACCAUAUCCUGGAGGAGGAGAACGUCAAGCUGGACCAGGAAUAUGCCCAUCUGAACUUCAGUGAGGAGAACUACUUUGAGAAUAUUCUGCAGAACCUGCAUGCAGGCGCCCAGAAAAGUCUGAGGAAACUGAGGGAGCGGGUAGACCCUGACCUGUGGAUUAUUGGAGCUGCGGUCGUCAAUGCUUUCUACUCCCCCAACAGGAACCAGAUAGUGUUCCCUGCCGGAAUCCUGCAGCCCCCCUUCUUCAGCAAGCAGCAGCUCCAGGCUCUAAACUUUGGAGGCAUCGGGAUGGUGAUUGGGCAUGAGAUCACCCAUGGCUUCGACGAUAAUGGGAGGAAUUUUGAUAAAGAUGGCAACAUGUUCAACUGGUGGAGCAACUUCUCGGCGGAGCACUUCAAAGACCAGUCGCAGUGCAUGGUGCACCAAUAUGGCAACUUCACCUGGAAGCUCGCGGGAGGGCAGAACGUCAGCGGCAUCAGCACGUUAGGGGAAAACAUUGCAGACAAUGGAGGAGUUCGGCAAGCAUACAAGGCAUACCUGAAAUGGGUGGAAAGAGAGGGGGAGGAGCCUUAUUUGCCUGGUCUGGACCUGAACCACAAACAGCUUUUCUUCCUCAACUUUGCCCAGGUGUGGUGUGGCUCUUACCGGCCUGAAUAUGCUAGCCAGUCCAUCAAAACUGACUCACACAGCCCCCUGGAGUACAGGGUGAUGGGCUCUCUACAGAACUUUGGAGCGUUUUCUGAGGCAUUCCACUGCAAGCAAGGCACUCCAAUGAACCCCAAGGUGAAAUGUCGUGUGUGGUAGCUAGGGGGCACUGUCAUGUACACUGGAGUUUACAUGCUGACUGGGGCAGGACAUGGGCAGCUCAGUACCUUUGUGUGCCGACCCAAACCACAGCGGUAGCUGUUCCCAGUGCAUGUAUGGAAAAAAGGAACAAACUUAAUUGCUUAAUGUCUU
Megalops cyprinoides (Indo-Pacific tarpon) is the source of this 2472-nucleotide messenger RNA. RefSeq names its product membrane metallo-endopeptidase-like 1. The transcript is spliced from 23 exons. The record is from RefSeq and is a predicted model, not a curated record. NCBI's taxonomy places the organism in Eukaryota, Metazoa, Chordata, Actinopteri, Elopiformes, Megalopidae. The coding region runs from base 1 to 2319 and encodes 772 amino acids. Gene Ontology annotation, cellular component: plasma membrane. Gene Ontology annotation, molecular function: metalloendopeptidase activity. Gene Ontology annotation, biological process: protein processing.